AUGUUUAGUGGUUACUGCCAACAACUUGAUACCCAUCUUCCUGAGGCGACUGUCCAUGAAGUGCUCCUUUUCUCUGCUAAUCUUUGCCAGCCACAGUUGGUUCCUCUUGCUGAAAAGGAAGCAUACAUUGACAAAUGUCUUCAAAUGUGUGGUCUAGAGGAGUAUGCUGACACUAUUGUUGGCUCUCUCGGGGUUGAGUGCCGUAAAUGUACCACCAUCGCAGUGGAGCUCGCUGCCAAGCCCAAACUUCUACUCUUCUUGGAUGAGCCUAUGUCCAGCCUAGACUCACAAUCUGCCUGGGCUAUUGUCCAUGUCCUUCGUGAGCUUGCUGAUUGUGGUCAGGCCAUUCUCUGCACAUGA
This is a messenger RNA of Suillus subaureus, 360 nucleotides long. RefSeq lists its product as uncharacterized. The record is from RefSeq and is a predicted model, not a curated record. Lineage: Eukaryota; Fungi; Basidiomycota; Agaricomycetes; Boletales; Suillaceae. Bases 1 to 360 code for a protein of 119 amino acids. The transcript is spliced from 3 exons.